This is a messenger RNA of Clonostachys byssicola, 624 nucleotides long. NCBI's taxonomy places the organism in Eukaryota, Fungi, Ascomycota, Sordariomycetes, Hypocreales, Bionectriaceae. The record is from the annotation of a GenBank genome assembly.
AUGCAGCCUCCACAACCGCAAGUGGCCGUCACGCCAACCGAGGAGAAGCCCAUCGACGGCCCAGUCAAAUCUAUUUACGAUAAGCUCUUCAACUCGGCUGUUGGGAGAUGGAUCGUUUCCGUGAUCAACUUGGGCUUGGCGGCAGGCAUCCUCUCGAAGAAACCAGGAGAAAAGAUGUUCAUCGCUGCUGCGUACAAUAUAGCUGUGGGCGGUCUUCACAUCCUACUCAUCUUCGGCCCUUGGAUAGGCCCCCGAGCGCGUAAUAGUCCUCUGCCUCCCAGGUGGUAUUAUAUUCUCAUAGCGAUUUCGACCCCACUCUGGUUUUCCGCGCUCAUUGUUAUGUUUGCAUUUCGUGAAUCGGAUGGAAAGUACGAGAUCAUCAAUAGGCGUAGUCUAUGGGGUGGCCUCAAAGAUAUCGCCGGGAGCACAAUCACAAUUCUUGAGAACAUCGCGAUUGCUUGUGGUUGCAUGGGUGUCUGUGCAAUUCUCUUUAAUUUCAUACAAUGUUAUUACAUUUUCAAAUUGCAGAGAGCCAAGUUUUCAGCAGAGGAACUAGAAGAGGGCUAUAUUCAAGUCAACGAGCCAAAAGAUAAGUCUAAGGAUGAGGCUACAAAAACUGGGUAG